Molecule: messenger RNA, 2209 nt
Organism: Echinops telfairi (small Madagascar hedgehog)
Lineage: Eukaryota; Metazoa; Chordata; Mammalia; Afrosoricida; Tenrecidae
Gene: HESX1
Product: HESX homeobox 1
Exons: 7
Coding region: 1337-1894 (185 amino acids)
Biological process (GO): pituitary gland development; forebrain development; regulation of transcription by RNA polymerase II
Cellular component (GO): nucleus
Molecular function (GO): RNA polymerase II cis-regulatory region sequence-specific DNA binding; DNA-binding transcription repressor activity, RNA polymerase II-specific
Source: RefSeq, a predicted model, not a curated record
GAACGCUGAGUGGGGACCACACUGGGGGAUUUGGCACGCUUUCACUUCUCCCGCGACUUCUCCCGUCAGAGACCUUCGAGAAAGCUCCACUGCCAGAGCCUGCCGUUCGCUUCCUCAAAUUACAGUCGUUCCCACCAAGGCCGAAGCUUCUAACCUUUCCCCAGUAGCAAAAUGGGGGUGGCUCAACCUGGGGCUCCAGGAGAUCCCAAGUUGUAUCAUUCACAGGGCUCUCUGGUACAUUCAGGGAGAGUAGACCCAAGCAUUUUCUAGGUACCUGGAUAUCCAUGUAUACAGUUCAAAACGGGUGGCUUUGUUGCAACUCUGACUUAGAUUUGUCUUUUUAAAUCACAGCUAUAAAAUCAUUAAAAAUCAGGAUACGCUAGCACGUUAUUUGGUAAGUGCAUCUGUCAGAUUUUUAAUUUAUUUUUAAAUGCUGCAAGCAGCUUUAAAGAGCUUAUUUAGCCUCGAAUUUUACAAGUAGAGGAAAAAAAAGUGAAAUUCAACAGAGCUGGGGUAUUGAUUCUAUUCAAGCCCUACCUUCUGUUUCUCUGUACCCCAGCCUCACACUUCCUCACUUAGAUCUGUAUGCAGAAAACAGCAAACUCACCAGUCUGAAAAGUCUAGCCAUGAAAUCCAUCAACCCACUCCAAUUUCAAUUAAGAAAUCCUGGGUAAAGAGUGUUCACUGAUUGUUUCCACAAAUACACUGGAGCAAAUCCAAUUGGAACAAAUCCAAAUACCGUAACAGAAAUGGAAAUUACAUAUUUUAAACUGAAUCACUGCAUUUUCUCAUGAUCUCUUGAAGGAAAGAUAAAUGAGGUUAAUGUUUUACCAGGUAAACUUGCCAUACCAAUCUCAUAGGAUUAUGAUUGGUUUUAUAAGCUUUAAAUAAGAUUGUUUAACUAUGGACAACUAGUCAUCUUCUAGAAGAGAUUUUGGGUUUAGAGAAAGCUGGUUUGGAGUCUAUUUUUGACAUUUUGAGCAAUAGGGUACCCAACUGCUUCGAGGUAGCCAGCAUCAUACAGACCCCAAUAACCCCGCCCUGCCCUGGAUGAGAGCAAGCUCCAGGAAACUGCCUCUAGUGUUUGGAAACAAAGCAACAUCUUAUUUCCGGUUCCCUGAGGAGGUAGAUGAAAACAAGGACUUUGGAGCCAGCCUUCUGGCCACGAGGCAUGUGUUGGGACAAGGUUGGAAAAGGUCACUCCGUGUGGAAGACAAACGAUAGCCUCACUGGCGCUAUAAGGUGAACCACAGAAGGUCCAGCCCUGUUCACGUGGGGCAGAGGCGCCAACGGAGGGGAGCCGCUCCAGGCGACGCGCUGUGCAGCCCGAGCAAGGAUGUCUCCCAGCCUUCAGGAAGGCUCUGCUCUUGGAGGAAGCAAGCCCUCACCGCGCUCCUUUUCAAUCGAGAGCAUCCUCGGACUGGACCGCAAGAAAGACAGUGUCCCAUCGGUGAAACCUCACCGGCCCUGGGCAGACACCUGCAGCUCCUCAGGGAAAGAUGCUAACCUAUGUCUACAGGUCAGGAGCCUGCCCAGUGGUAUCUCAUGCCCUGGUACUGUGGAUUACUCCAUGCCACGAGAAAGAAUUCUGAAAUAUGAAAACUACUUCUCACCCACAGAAAGAUUGUCUUUGAAAAGAGAAUUGAGUUGGUAUCGAGGCCGAAGACCAAGAACUGCUUUUACUCAAAACCAGAUUGAAGUGUUGGAAAAUGUUUUUAGAGUAAACUGCUAUCCUGGCAUUGAUAUCAGAGAAGACUUAGCACGAAAGUUGAACCUAGAAGAAGACAGGAUCCAGAUCUGGUUCCAAAAUCGGCGCGCAAAGCUGAAAAGGUCCCAUCGAGAAUCACAGUUUUUAAUGGCAAAAAAAAAUUUCAACACAAAUCUCCUGGAGUAGAUAGGAAACUAAACAUGUGAAAUUAUCUGCCAGUUGCCCAACAUGGAGAAUCAAUGGAAAUAUGAAGUAUUAAAAAAUGUGAUGUUUUCUUCAUUUAAUUUGAAUAUUAUCAUUAAAAAUAUAUUGUAAAUAAUUACUGUUACACAUGGUACAUUUUAUAUUUGGGCACUUUUAGUUAAGAUAAAGGCUUUCUCAGUUUAUUUUAAUAAACAUUUUUGGAAAAAGUCAUCUAUUUUUUAAAUGAGCUAAUUUAAUCUAAUAAACUUGUUUGCUAAAAUCAGUAAACUCAUGACUAAAUUACUUCACAAGUUGGAA